UAGCGAUUUAGAGUUGUGUGUACUUACCACUCUUUGACCUUUCCCUCUGUGGUUGUAGGGUUUCUUUUUUUGUCGUCUUUGUAUUUUUCCAGAGGCUCUUGUUUCAUCACCAAACCAAACCCUAGCAGGCACCACCAUGGCGUGUGUUUUUCCCCAGACGCGUAAAUCUAUCACUCAAAUCUAUUGUGGAGGGCUUCGGGUUGGAUCAUCAGUCACUGAUCUUUGCUAAAAAAAAGUUUUACCAAAAGAACCCUAAUUUUGUUUCUCUCGACAACAGAUCUAGAUCAGUUUUUUUCCUUAAAUUGCAAAAAAAUCCGAUCAAAUUUAAAGCACUGCCGGUGACGGUCAAGUUGAUGUGUUUUUCUUGACAGUAAGGAACCGAAAAUUCAUCCAAUUUUGUACACUGAUUUGAUGAACAAUUUGUUUUUGACCUGAAACCGGAGAUUUUUGAGAGAAAUGGACGGAAAGAUGUUUAAAUCUGUAGUGUAUAAAGGAGAUGAGUUACUUGGAGAGGUGGAGAUAUAUCCACAGCGACAUCUGCAACAACAAGAAGAGGAGGAGAACAAGAAAAUCAUCGAUGAAUUGGUUGGGAGAGAAAUCAGAAUAAGCCAGUUCUCUCAAGCCAGUGAGAGAUGUCCACCACUGGCAGUGCUUCAUACCAUUACGUCUAGUGGUGUUUGCUUCAAAAUGGAGUCAAAGAACUCGUUCUCUACCGACUCGCUGCUGCAUCUCUUGCACUCCUCCUGUAUCAGAGAGAACAAGACUGCAGUGAUGACUCUGGGAGGAGAGGAGCUCCAUUUGGUUGCAAUGUACUCCAGGAAUAAUGAGAAACAGUAUCCAUGUUUCUGGGGAUUUAGUGUUGCAGCAGGACUGUAUACUUAUUGUCUUGGCUUGCUGAAUCUUAGAUGUCUUGGCAUUGUAUUUGAUCUGGAUGAAACUCUCAUAGUUGCAAAUACAAUGCGCUCAUUUGAGGACAGAAUUGAGGCAUUACAGCGGAAAAUACAUACUGAAAUAGACCCACAACGUGUCACUGGCAUUCUGGCUGAGAUCAAGCGUUAUCAAGAUGACAAGAGCAUACUAAAGCAAUAUGCCGAAAAUGAUCAGGUUGUCGAGAAUGGGAGGGUUGUCAAAGUUCAAUCCGAAGUUGUUCCAGCUUUGUCAGAUAACCAUCAGCCUAUGAUUCGCCCACUUAUACGGUUGCAAGACAAGAAUAUUAUUCUGACUCGUAUCAAUCCCCAGAUUCGUGAUACAAGUGUUCUUGUGAGAUUGAGACCUGCCUGGGAGGAUCUGCGAAGCUAUCUUACAGCAAGAGGACGCAAACGCUUUGAGGUUUAUGUUUGUACAAUGGCUGAGAGGGAUUAUGCUCUAGAAAUGUGGAGACUGCUUGAUCCAGACUCAAAUUUGAUAAACUUGAAAGAACUAUUGGAUCGCAUUGUGUGUGUUAAGUCAGGUUCAAGGAAGUCGUUGUUCAAUGUCUUUCAAAAUGGAUUGUGCCAUCCGAAGAUGGCGCUGGUUAUUGAUGAUCGCUUGAAAGUGUGGGAUGAAAAAGAUCAACCUCGGGUUCAUGUUGUUCCUGCAUUCGCUCCAUACUAUGCUCCUCAAGCUGAAGAGAAUAAUGCUAUUCCUGUCUUAUGUGUCGCAAGAAAUGUUGCUUGCAAUGUUAGGGGAGGUUUUUUCAAAGAGUUUGACGAGGGCCUUCUCCAGAGAAUUCAUGAAAUUGCAUAUGAAGAUGGUGUUAAGGAUAUUCCUUCUUCUCCUGAUGUGAGCAACUAUCUAGUUUCAGAGGAUGAUUCUUCUGUAUCAAAUGGGAAUAGAGAUUCGCUGUCUUUUGAUGGAAUUGCGGAUGCCGAGGUUGAAAGACGAAUGAAGGAUGCACUUUUGGCUACCUCAACAGUCUCCCCAGUUGUCACUCAUCCGGAUCCAAGGCUUGCUCCUCCACUUCAGCAUGCAUUGCAAUCUUUGUCUGUCUCAGUUUCUCUCCCAGCUGCUCAAGCCCCGAUUGUGCCGUUUUCUACUUUGCCAUUUCCUCAGGCUGCUCCAUUAGUUAAACCUUUGAGCCACAUUGGUCAUCCUGAACCAAGCUUGCAGAGUUCUCCAGCGAGAGAAGAGGGUGAAGUACCAGAGUCAGAAUUGGACCCUGAUACUAGGAGGCGGCUCCUCAUAUUGCAACAUGGGCAAGAUACAAGAGAUCAUACUCCGAGUGAACCUCCUUUUCCAGCAAGACCGUCAAUACAAGUCUCGGUUCCACACACACAGCCACGUGGAAGCUGGUUCCCGGCGGAGGAGGAGAUGAGCCCACAGCAAGUGAACCGAGCUGUACCUAAACAAUUUGCUCUUGUUUCAGAAACAAUGCAUAUUGAGAAGCAUCGAUCACGCCGUUCUCCUUUUUUCCCCAAGGUGGAUAAUUCUAUCCCAUCUGGUAGAAUUCUUCAUGAAAAUCAAAGAUUGCCUUAUCAGGGACUUUCCAAAGAUGAUCGGUUGAGGUCAAACCAUACAUUAUCUAAUCAUUCUCUCUCAGGUGAGGAGACCCCUAUGGAUCAUUCAUCUUCCAGCAACAGGUAUCUUGAGUUUGAAACCAGACGAGCUAUUUCUGGUGCAGAAACUCCAGCUGGAGUGUUACAGGAUAUUGCCAUGAAGUGUGGAACUAAGGUGGAGUUCAAGCCAGGUUUGGUUGCAAGCAAGGAGCUCCAUUUCUCUGUUGAGGCUUGGUUUGCAGGGGAGAAAGUUGGUGAAGGUAUUGGCAGAACAAGGAGAGAAGCCCAACACCAGGCAGCUGAGGGUUCUAUAAGGAACUUGGCUAAUAUUUAUAUAUCACGUGUUAAACCAGAUACUGGAUUUCCAAAUGGGGAUGUCAGUAGGUUUCCUUUUGUUGGUGACAAUGGUUUUUCGGGUAAUGUAAGUUCUUAUGGGAAUCAGUUCCUGCCUAAAGAAGAGUCUGCGUCAUUUUCAACUGCAUCAGAGCCAUCUAGGCUUGCAGACCCUAGGUUGGAAGGCUCGAGGAAAUCCACAGGAGCAGUCAGUGCACUGAAAGAAUUGUGCAUGAUGGAGGGCCUUGGUGUAGCUUUUCAAGCGCAGUCUCCAUCUUCAGCAAAUAUGCAGAACAAUGAAGUACAUGCACAGGUAGAAAUUGACGGACAGGUUCUAGGGAUGGGAAUUGGUUCAACAUGGGAAGAAGCUAAGAUGCAGGCUGCUGAUAAGGCCCUUGGAAGUUUAAGAUCAAUGCUGGGUCAGUACAGUCAGAAAAGUCAGGGUUCUCCAAGGUCACUGCAAGGAAUGCCUAGCAAACGACUUAAGCCGGAGUUUCCGCGUGUUCUACAGCGAAUGCCUUCUGCCAGAUAUCCCAAGAAUGCAACUGCCAUUCCUUGAAAAUCGUAAUGCGCUUCCUCAUCCCUUGUUAGGUGUAGCAGCUGUUGUGAGAUUUGUCCUGUACAUAUCAAAGAAUGAUGCGGACAAAUUGGAUCCAGGACCACCUUUUGACUGCUAGCUUACAAAUUCAUGACAGUACUUAAUUUGGAAACCAUGCGGAACUUGUAGUGGGCUGGUCCUUAUCGCCUUCCUUUCUCGAAAAGGAAGUAGGGGAGAUGUGAUGCUCUGAUAUUCAGAUUUUGUGUUGUCAGUUACCAGUGCAUGGUUCUUCAUGUACAUCCGACUAAUAGUCGUUGGUGCUGUCAUUAAAGCGCUUGCUUUUCCUUGACGAAGUGCUGGAAGCCUCUCUGGAAAGAUGAAGGUGGUCCUGCGUAUGGGCUCGCGGGGAUGAUGCUGCCGAUACCAUUAUUAUGGCUGGCUUGAUUUUAUGGUAUUCUGACUUCAAUUGAGUAUUGCAGACUACAAUGAUCAUUGCAUAAGAAUGGGCAUUAUUGCGUUAGUCAGUCGCCUUCCAAGUGAUUGGUUCAAUGUCUUUAGGGUGGGCAAACCGACUUCUUUGUAUAACGGGUUUGUUUCUGACGGACCCUCCUAAUCUCCUCGGGAAGCAUUUUUCAGGAUAUGCAGCACUUACCAGUAACCAUUGACAGAUUAGUCUAAGUUAACUGGUAUGUGGUUGCUCCGCCCGGCAGAAUAUUAUUUAUUAUUAUUAUUGAUUUUCGGCUGACCUUGGAGGAGCCCAUGUGACAAAUUUUCUCUGCAUACGAUGUUCGGGAUAGAUUUGUACUGGUUAGUUGUGAUACGUUUGAUGUAUCAUGUAAGUUCUGGGUCUAGUGUUUGAGUCUGGCCGGUUUUGUGGUUUGUAAGUUAGUACGCUACGUUUGGUAGGAAAAGUGGAAGGGUAAAUUAACCCUGAUGAGGAUAUGUGUUCCAUGGAUAUUAUUUGCGCUCCACAAUUUAUUGAAUACACUCCAAUCUAAACAAGUCUCCGUUAAAAAUA
Messenger RNA from Tripterygium wilfordii, 4363 nucleotides. Its product is annotated as RNA polymerase II C-terminal domain phosphatase-like 1. The coding region runs from base 457 to 3366 and encodes 969 amino acids. The record is from RefSeq and is a predicted model, not a curated record. Gene Ontology annotation, molecular function: RNA polymerase II CTD heptapeptide repeat phosphatase activity. NCBI's taxonomy places the organism in Eukaryota, Viridiplantae, Streptophyta, Magnoliopsida, Celastrales, Celastraceae. The transcript has 17 exons.